Loxodonta africana (African savanna elephant) is the source of this 3386-nucleotide messenger RNA. RefSeq names its product CDGSH iron sulfur domain 1 (gene CISD1). The record is from RefSeq and is a predicted model, not a curated record. Gene Ontology annotation, molecular function: 2 iron, 2 sulfur cluster binding. The coding region runs from base 968 to 1294 and encodes 108 amino acids. The transcript is spliced from 3 exons. Gene Ontology annotation, biological process: regulation of autophagy. Gene Ontology annotation, cellular component: mitochondrial outer membrane; intracellular membrane-bounded organelle. NCBI's taxonomy places the organism in Eukaryota, Metazoa, Chordata, Mammalia, Proboscidea, Elephantidae.
AGGGGCUUCCAGCUGUGAGAAGCAAUCACGUAUUAGGAGGUUAUGGAGGGGCAGUAGCAGUGCCAAAAGUGGCUUGGGACGCCAGCCCUUAAUUUCAGUCAACCCCCUCCAACUCCCACCCCGCACAAAAACACAAUAGAAGUAAAAGCAGGCAGUUUGUUAGAAGACACGUCUUCAGAACACCCUUCAAGUAACUUAACCUUAGCCCUCCUCCCCAGAUUGUCGCCCUAUUUGGAACCGACACUAAUUUGAGAAUGUAAAGAUGCAGAAUAAUCCUAAUUCUUUUUAAGUGAGCACAUUUUUUUGAAGAAAUAAGCGUUCGCCUCUCUUCCACCCGACCCCUUAGAUAGUGCAGGUGUCAAGGUCCUGAGUAGAUGACUAACCAAGUCAUAGGAAAGGGAUGCACGCCAGGAGGUAGGGGAGGUUCUGGAAGGGUACUCUGUCGCUGACUCCUGUGUGCCUGUCACUGGCACCUUAGAUGAAAACUAGGCCUGGCUUUGCAGGUAUCAGUCUGAGCAAGAAAAUGUUGGGUAAAAUCUUAGGUAUCUGAUUACGGCAAAUGUUCUUCUAGUAGCACCUGUCUAGGCCCCUAGAAACGCACACACCUGGAAAAGACGUAAAAUCUGCCCUGGACUCUCGGUUCCCAGGGCCUUGCCCCUCUGUCCCCCCAAGCCACGCCCCUCAGGGCUGCGCAAACUCAGUUACUACCUCCUAGGCCUUUUUCCCCUGCUGCGGCUGUCAAAAUCCGGACUCCAGACUUCCUUAAGGGCUGGGACAGAGGCUCUGCGCAUGCCCAACAUCAGCCAGGGGGCGAUAACACACGUGCUUACGGCCCGCCGUGGCGCCUGCGCGGUAGGAGCCUUGUGUCUGUACCCUUAGGACGCUCCUCGAACGUUUAUUCCCGCUGUCUGCGCGAGCCCUGUUCGAGCUCAGUAUCCUGUGCACACGCCUUGCAAGCGGCGGCGCCAUGAGUCUGACUUCCAAUUCCAGCGUACGAGUUGAAUGGAUCGCAGCAGUUACCAUUGCUGCUGGGACAGCUGCUAUGGGUUAUCUGGCUUACAAGAGAUUUUAUGUUAAAGAUCAUCGCCACAAAUCUAUGGUAAACCUUCACAUCCAGAAGGACAACCCCAAGGUGGUACACGCUUUCGACAUGGAGGAUUUGGGAGAUAAAGCUGUGUACUGCCGUUGCUGGAGAUCCAAAAAGUUCCCACUCUGUGAUGGGUCUCACACAAAACACAAUGAAGAGACUGGAGACAACGUGGGACCUCUGAUCAUCAAGAAAAAAGAAACUUAAAUGGACAGUAUUGAUGCCGCAAACCAACUUGUCAUGGUGUUACCUGAUUAUUUAAUUAGAAUGACUACCACUGCUGUCUGUUCGCACCCCCUGGGUUCUAGAUGUGGUAUAACGCAAAUCACAGCUUUCGCAUUCGUGGCAUUUGCCUUACUUGUGGAAAUAUCAUGGUGCACAUUUGUUCAAUCAAAAAAAAAGGAAAAAGUAAAAACCAACCUCAUGGCCUGUGGGUUAUUUUGGUCUUGUGAGAAUAUGUCUCUUUAAAUUCAAAAUAAUGAUAUUAGAAUGUAGUUGUAUGUUGAAGUUAACAUAUUAAAUUGCCCUCAAAAUCAUGUAUAUGCAGACUGUACUUGUAAGUUUCAAAGAAAAAUUAUCACUUUUUCGUAUUACUUAGUUACCAGAGAAAGUAAAUUAGAUGUGGUUAAACUAUAUUAAUUUCUUAAUGUGGUUGUGUGUCAUCCUGUCAAUUCUGACUCAUAGUGACCACAUAUGACAAAUAGAACUGAUAGGGUUUCCUAGGCUGUAAUCUUCACAGGACAUAUCUUUUAAAUGAUCCAUUGAAGAUGCCAAUGGUGGAGAUUUAGAUCAAUGUAGUAGUGGAUUUAAAGUGGUCAUAAGGGAUGUCUUAAAAUGUAAUGUUCUGGGAUUCUUGCCCGAGGAGCAGCAAGCAUUUCAACUGGGGACAUGGAAGAAAUUGGAGAGGACACAAAGUCAGGUCUCUUGAAUGCAAAGCCACAUUUUCAUGCCUGAAAUAGUAGUCACAAGGCUAAAUCAAAGAUGUGGGGACUAUUUUUUUUUUAAACCCACUGUCUAAUCCAGCACGUGGCUGAUACUAUUUUGGAGAGAAAAAUAAGAAUUGCAUCCUCUUUUAAAUUGUAUGAUUUUUUUCUUAAAAACAAAGAUUUGAAGACGAGUGUUUAUGUAAUAUUCUUCUUCAGACUUAAACCAGAAAUAUUGCAUUCAUAAAUUAUUCAGAAAAUAUGAAAGCUGAAGAUAAUUAGGAAUAAAAGAAUUAAGAAAGCCUUAGUUAAUAUUUUUAAAGAGAUUAGGUUUUGGAUUUUAUAGGUUAGAAGGAAAAAAAAUCGUGAUAAAGUUCAUAUAUAGUUUAUUUCAGGUAAAACAACUUGAAGUUGGGGAAAGUGCUCAAAAUAGGUAAAACCAAACCAAUGGACAUCUGUUCAAUUCCGGCCACCGCAGCCCCAGGUUUAUCAGUGGAAUCGUGCUCUGCAGGGUUUUCAGUGGCUGAUUUUUUGGAAAGUAGAUCACCAGACCUUUCUUCCCAGGUGCCUUUGGGUAGACUUCAACCUCCAACCUUUAGGCUAGCAGCCGAGCGUGUUAACCAUGUUAACCACUUGCACUCCCAGGGGUUUCUCAAACAGGUACACAUUCCCAUUAUUUCUUUUCGUAUAAUUGAAUUCUCAGUAGUAGUCAGUCACAAGUUUCCAUUUGCUAAAAUCCAGUUACUUUGGAACUCCCAAGAAUCAAUGAAACUAGACAUCAACAUUUCUGUUAUAUAUAAUCACAUUUAAAAUACACAGUUUGGUGUAUUAGUUUUAUUGUAUAGAUAAAGUCAAUGCCAGAAUUGUGUAGCUUUAAGUAGCCUUUGUGAUUUAUAUUUGGACAUGUCUUUAAAGCACAAAAUCUAAAAUCCUACAGAUCCUGAUUGUGUUUGAUUCUUGGGCUGAAUUCCCCUUGCCCCCCCCCCCACCCCCACCCUUUUUUUUAAUAUUGUGUUUUUAGUGUAAGUUUACGCAGGAAAUUUGGUUCUCUUUUAACAAUUUCUAUACAUAUUGUUCAUUGACCUUGGUUACAUUAUUCACAAUAUAUCAGUGUUCUCAUUAUUUCCAUUUUGGUUGUUACUCCCCCCACCCCUUUUUUUUAAAACAAGUAUAUGAAUGAGUCAGCAAAAGAGAGCAUCAUACUUCCAAAGGUUAAUUGUUUAAAAAACAAAAAUCCAAAAAAUGUCAAAGUUCAGGGGCAUCUUUAACUUGACAAACUAAACUGUAUUCUUAAUUGUAAAGUUUAAAUUUGUUAGUCUUUUUUAUAGUUAGCAAAAAAAAAAAAAACUAGUAUCAGUUCUCAAAACUUUUUCUAA